UUCUUCCCCAGCCUCGUGAUAUAAAGAGACAGACAUCGAAGGCCAUUCGUAACCCACUUCCCACACAUCAAGCCAAUCUUAAAAUUUCUUUACUAAAGACACGAAGAAACAACUGCUGGCAAUAUGUCGCUUCCUACUCUCAACCACGUCUUCACUAUGGCCAUCACCCCGAAGGAGCCGGUCAACACUGGUGAAACCCCAAGAGGAAAGGCCAAUUGGUUCGAGAUUUCGGACGGCACAAUCACAUCAGCAGAUGGUGAACACAUCGCUGACGUCCUCUCCGGAGGAGGAGACUACCUCACGCGAUAUGUCGAUGACAACGUCGCAGAGGUGGACAUGCGACUAAUUGCCAAAGACUCGGACGACCAAAUUAUGCGCAUCACCGUGUCGGGAUACGACUAUCUCGACAGAGCAACUAUGCUAGCCUUGGAUGGUAGAGCUGGCGAAGAUUCCGGGGACAACAACUCGGGAGUCACUGAGCCUUAUGGUUUUGAAGUUUUGAAGUUCAACACGGCGAGUCCAAAGUAUAGGUGGCUGAACUUUGCUGUCCUUCUUGCGCGAGUCAAAUUUGUCGUCGGUAGCGCGGGCAUUGAGAGUGUUGUGUAUACAACCUACCAGGUGGGCAAUUAAUGAGUUAACGUUCCGGGACAUUCGAUGGGUAUUCAAAAUCCGGACAUUUAGAUACCGUAUACGAAGCAAUUCUUAAAUAAAGACUCGUUAUCAGUUCUUGUGC
Messenger RNA from Trichoderma harzianum CBS 226.95, 733 nucleotides. RefSeq lists its product as hypothetical. Lineage: Eukaryota; Fungi; Ascomycota; Sordariomycetes; Hypocreales; Hypocreaceae. The transcript is spliced from 2 exons. Bases 124 to 630 code for a protein of 168 amino acids. The record is from RefSeq and is a predicted model, not a curated record.